CGGAGACAGGGAAAAAGGUGAAAAUAUCGAUAAAUUUUGCGUUUAUAUUUAAAUAAAAGUGAUGUGCGUGAUGUGACUUCGUUAUAAUUGUAUUUAGUUGGUCUAAUCGUCUCGUUAGUGUGAUAUGGAGUCGAGUUCUUCAUUGAAUUUAAUAAAGGCUUUAGAGAAGCGUAGAUUAAAAGAUAGUUUUGAGAAGAAGCGUCUCAAAGAUGACAUGAAAGCGAAGGAAACUCCUGAAGAGAAAAGGGUUCGUCGUUUAAAAGAAAGAGAAGCGAAGGAAAUGCGUCGCCGUGAAAGGAUGGGAUGGGAUACUGAAUACCAGCAUUACACUGAUCAAGACAAUCCGUUUGGAGAUUCAAACUUAACUUCUACAUUCGUUUGGACGAAAAAAUUAGAAAAAGAUGGUUUGCGUAAUGUAUCGACAGAAACUGUUGAUAUUUUAUCACGCCAGAAGCUUCUGGAAAACAAACUUGAACUUGAAAAAGUAAAAAAACGGAGGUUAGAGCGCGAACUAGAGAAGCAAGUACGUGAAGAACAAUCUGUUUUGCAGCAACGGGUUAAAGAAGCUGCACAGUUUCAGGAAUGGGAGUUGCAAGAAGAUCAGUUUCAUUUAGAGCAAGCACGUCUGCGGAGUGUUAUAAGAAUACAAGAUGGUCGGGCUAAGCCAAUUGAUUUGUUAGCGCAAUAUUUGUCAGGUUUCAAACCAGAAGAUACAAAUGAAAUACAAAUGCACGAGCCGUAUGCUCUGUUAAAUGGCUUGAGCUUAAAAGAUCUUGAAGAUUUAUUAAUUGACAUUAAAAUAUAUGUGGAACUAGAUAAAGGCAAAAAUACAGAUUUUUGGAAUGAUAUGACAGUAAUUGUGGAAGACGAAUUGUUUAGACUAAGAAAGAAUACGAACAAUUCUCUUGAAAACGGAACAUGUGGGCGUAGAGAAGGAAUUCAUGACUGCGUAGCUAAAGAUGUCGCUGAAAUUUUUCGGAAAAAGAAUGCAAAGCAAUUAAAUGAGUUACGAUUCAAAAUAGAAAAUAAAAUAAAAUCUAGAUCAGACGGUGUAGACAUUAGUUAUUGGGAAAGUCUACUUUCUCAAUUAAAAGCACAUAUGGCUCGAGCUCGUUUACGUGAUAAACAUCAAGAAAAUUUACGACAAAAACUAAAUCUUCUUAAAACUAAAUCGGAAGAAAACGACAAUUCGGUUGCUAUGUUAACAUCGAAUAUUAAUGAGUGUGUAGCUUCUUUUAUUGAGACAGGCUGUAAUGUUGAUAACGACCUGAAAAAUGAUACAAACACUUUACAAACGUUCUUUGAUUUCUACGAAGACGGUCGGUAUUCUCCAAAAUAUAUAUCAAGCCUUGAGGACGAUAACAAUUUACCGAUUGUCACAGAGGAAGAAAACUAUCUUGGAAUAGAAUUAUUACGUACUGAAUCGUUAAACAAUAAAUCACACAAAGAGUCCUUUACUGUUGAAGAAAGGAAUAUGUGCAAAGCAAUGCGAAAAGAUAUGGGAAAAGAUGAGGCUGAGUUCUCUGUCGAAGUGCCCUUAGAAGUAGUUCAAGUGGCAUCUGAUAAGUAUAGACCUCGUAAACCCCGUUACUUCAAUCGUGUGCAUACUGGUUUUGAAUGGAAUAAGUAUAAUCAAACACAUUAUGAUAUGGACAAUCCUCCACCCAAAAUAGUUCAAGGAUAUAAGUUUAAUAUUUUUUAUCCAGAUUUAAUUGAUAAAAAUGUAACUCCACAAUAUUUUUUGAAACAAUGUGAGGAAAACUCCGAUUUUGCCGUACUUCGUUUUCAUGCGGGUCCACCAUAUGAAGACAUAGCAUUUAAGAUAGUACAUCGAGAAUGGGAGUUCAGCUACAAACGAGGAUUCCGUUGUCAGUUUCAUAAUAAUAUAUUUCAACUUUGGUUUCAUUUUAAAAGAUAUCGUUAUCGUAGAUAAAAUGAAGUCAAUACUUUCUAUAUUUAUAUUAUAUUUAUUUAUCUCAAUUAAAGUUAUAUUUUAUAAAAGACCAUUAAGAUUUUAUCUUACUGUGUCUCCGUUAUGGUAGAGGAUAUUUCUGUAAUAAUAUUAUGUUUAAUAGUAAUAAAUAUUUUGUGAAUUUUGAA
This is a messenger RNA of Bactrocera neohumeralis, 2100 nucleotides long. RefSeq names its product cactin (gene cactin). The coding region runs from base 125 to 1933 and encodes 602 amino acids. The transcript has 2 exons. NCBI's taxonomy places the organism in Eukaryota, Metazoa, Arthropoda, Insecta, Diptera, Tephritidae. The record is from RefSeq and is a predicted model, not a curated record. Gene Ontology annotation, molecular function: protein binding. Gene Ontology annotation, biological process: mRNA cis splicing, via spliceosome. Gene Ontology annotation, cellular component: cytoplasm; spliceosomal complex.